CCGCGCAGGCAGCUACACUGGUGGCUGCAAUUGCGCGCGCAUAUCAUACGAUACGGUCCCUGCGUGUUGUGUCUACAUCUCUCUGCUGUUGUUUUGUUACACGUCACGAAACUGUGUGAAAGCUACCCCGACAAUGGCCAAAGACGACAAGGUAAUCGUGGAAGAGGUGGAUGGAGUGGAGCGCAUCCGCAAAGAAGCACGCCCCGACUUCUCGGUGCCCCCGCCACGCAAGCAGCUACCCGUCGACAUACAGAGUGUGCUUGAUGAUGAGGAGAAGAUGUGGGAGACCAUCUCGGACGGGCGCGCCGAGGACACAACCGACACCUCCCUCCGCUAUGCCGCCUACGCCACCCGAAUCCGCACUAUUAUGCUCUCCGCCCAGCGCUAUGUUGCGUAUACAUCAGACAUAGGCGAGUCCUUCAGACCGGUUGCACACCCCUACCUGGUCACGGGCGCAUACGCCGUGUCCUGGCUCUACUUGAGCGGUGAUGUUGCCCACGAAGGCUACAAGGCAUAUAUCCGCAACCAGAAGAUCCUGCACCCUGAGAACUAUCUUGAAUCGCCCACGGAAAGUAACGAGCAAGAAAAGGAAAACAAAGACAUGGCAGCAACGGGGCGGGCCACUGGCAUUGUUAGUCAGGUGCAACAGCUUGCGCAGAAAGCAACCAGUACCGAGGGCAUCAAGUUGGGUGGUCAAGGCAGUUUGUUGACUGGUGGUGAGGUUGUCGCAGGGAGGAUACCCGCUAUCGAGGACUACAGGGCUGUCAUGGCCCAGAGAGCUGUUUUCCAGGCUGUCGCGUCCAUGGGCCUGCCUGCAUUCACCAUACACAGCAUUGUCAGGUACUCCGGUCGUGCGAUGAAGGACGUGAAGAAUCCAGUAUUGAGAACAUGGGGACCUAUUGGCCUCGGCCUUGCCGCCGUCCCAUUCCUGCCCUACAUGUUUGAUGAGCCGGUCGAACACGCUACUGAAUGGCUGUUUUACAAUGGUUUCAAGAUGGUUGGUGGAGAGAAGGCGGUCGAAGGCCGCCCAGUGACUGGCGCGAAGGAGCUCAGGAAAGAGGAGAGCCAAGCUAACAAGCUCAAGGAGUUGUGAUGAUUUUAUACCGGUUCAUACUUAGCCAUGGGACACGAGGUCUCCUGGAUUUUCCGUUCCGAAUUGUACCUUUGAAGAUAUCUAUUUCCUCCCCUCAACGAUCCACCAUACAUAAUACAUGCCUUCUCCGACAACAUUGAUGGCCUUGGAGACAUAGAAAUUCACUCUACCAGCGAAUCACUAUAAUCCUGUUACAGAUG
Messenger RNA from Boeremia exigua, 1293 nucleotides. RefSeq names its product mitochondrial 18 KDa protein-domain-containing protein. The transcript has 3 exons. The coding region runs from base 134 to 1093 and encodes 319 amino acids. NCBI's taxonomy places the organism in Eukaryota, Fungi, Ascomycota, Dothideomycetes, Pleosporales, Didymellaceae. The record is from RefSeq and is a predicted model, not a curated record. Gene Ontology annotation, biological process: mitochondrial fission. Gene Ontology annotation, cellular component: mitochondrion.